Molecule: messenger RNA, 3568 nt
Organism: Scatophagus argus
Lineage: Eukaryota; Metazoa; Chordata; Actinopteri; Scatophagidae
Gene: mapk14b
Product: mitogen-activated protein kinase 14b
Exons: 12
Coding region: 348-1433 (361 amino acids)
Biological process (GO): intracellular signal transduction; protein phosphorylation
Cellular component (GO): nucleus; cytoplasm
Molecular function (GO): MAP kinase activity; ATP binding
Source: RefSeq, a predicted model, not a curated record
GCGCGCCCCAGCAAAGCCCGACCAGAACGGGGUGAAAAUUACAGCGAAAGCUAGUCCAGACCGAGCUUCCUGACCUGAGCGCGUUUUGUAGAGGAAGUUGUCUUCAAGCGUCCCGACGUGCACGGAGAGGUGGGGAUAUAUAUAUUUUUUUGCACAGCUGCAACCGAAUUUGCACGACGGGGCGGCUGAAGUUUUGUGUGAUUCAUGACCGUCUCAGUUUUGCGUUUUGCUAGGGAGCAGCAGCAGCAGCAGCAGUACACUACGUCGUGCCACACGGGGAGAGAGGAGAGAGGGCAGAAGUUUCCGCUGCCUUGUUUUGUCACUGCGCGGCUGGUAAAUCCGCAGGAAUGUCGCAGAAGGAGAGACCCACUUUCUACCGACAGGAGCUCAACAAAACCGUGUGGGAGGUCCCAGAGCGAUACCAGAACUUAUCUCCCGUCGGCUCCGGUGCUUACGGAUCCGUAUGCUCAGCGUACGAUGUGAAGACAGGCCUGAAGGUAGCGGUGAAGAAGUUGUCCAGACCCUUCCAGUCCAUCAUCCACGCAAAGAGAACCUACAGAGAGCUGCGGCUGCUCAAACACAUGAAGCAUGAGAAUGUGAUUGGUCUGUUAGAUGUUUUCACACCAGGGACAAGCUUAGAGGAGUUCAAUGAUGUGUACUUGGUCACCCACCUAAUGGGUGCAGACCUUAACAACAUCGUCAAAUGUCAGAAACUGACUGAUGACCACGUCCAGUUCCUCAUUUACCAGAUUCUCCGAGGCUUAAAGUACAUCCAUUCUGCAGACAUCAUCCACAGAGACUUGAAGCCCAGUAACCUGGCUGUCAAUGAAGACUGUGAGCUCAAGAUCUUGGACUUUGGUUUGGCACGGCACACAGAUGAUGAAAUGACUGGCUACGUAGCCACCCGGUGGUACCGAGCCCCGGAGAUCAUGCUCAACUGGAUGCACUACAACAUGACAGUCGAUAUCUGGUCUGUGGGCUGCAUCAUGGCUGAACUACUUACUGGACGGACGCUCUUCCCUGGCACAGACCACAUUGAUCAGUUGAAGCGUAUUAUGAUGCUCGUCGGAACCCCAGGGCCCGAGCUCUUGAUGAAAAUCUCUUCGGAGUCUGCGAGGAACUACAUUAACUCUCUUCCCCACAUGCCCAAGAGGAACUUUGCUGAUGUGUUUAUUGGUGCCAAUCCUCUUGCGGUGGACUUGCUGGAGAAAAUGCUGGUGCUGGACACGGAUAAGAGGAUCACAGCAUCUGAGGCUCUGGCCCACCCGUACUUCGCCCAGUACCACGACCCGGACGACGAGCCUGAGGCAGAGCCUUACGACCAGAGCUUCGAAAGCCGUGAGCUGGAAAUUGAAGAAUGGAAAAGGUUAACCUAUGAGGAGGUACUCAGCUUUGUGCCGCCGUCGUACGAUGGAGACGAGAUGGAGUCAUGAGGAGGCCGAGACACCUUUUCUUCCAUCUUUUUGUUUAACAAGGAACACUUUUCAAGGACUAUCAGUCUCAUGUGACUAUCCACCACUUUCCACACACACUCACACAACCAUGACAUUCAAGUGCCUGCCGUCAUUCAUCUCCGGAGGACGUCGCGAUAUCAGGGAUAAAACUUGACAUCCUGUUCCUUCCGUCCCCAACUUUGCUGUUUUUGUUACCCUGCAUCCCAACACCCUUAAUUCAACUUAUGUUUUUAGUGAGUUUUUUUUUUUGGUUUGUUUUUUUUUACCUCAGACAUUUAUUGACAAUAUUGAUCCCCACUUUGAAUCUUAAAUGCAAAUCAGAGAAACUGAACUGCAAAUACAUAUUUUAUAAAAUUGUACUCCAUCGCAGUAAUUGAUAUUGUAGGAAAGAAGAUUCCAACUGCAGUGUGUCUAAAGUUUCUUUCCUCCACACAUUAAAAUUAAAUGUUAUUUCUAUGAAUGCAUAGAACAGUGUAAAUACGACAAACAGUAUUUGUACAUAAGUCAAACUAGUUACCGUAUGUGUAAUAGUCAUAAUUGCUGAGUCACACCUCAGCUGACCCCUUUGACAGUAUGAAUUUUAUGACUAGAAUUUAGCCUAAAGUGGCAUAUAAAAAAAGAUACAGUAUGUAAUUUAAGACGAUGUAUAGGAUAGAUUAAAAAUAUAUAAAACAUUCACCUCCGCAUGGCAAAUUCAAGGCAUCAUAUUUUUAUUGCUGGAUUUUAGGGCUUACAGCGUCCAUUUUUUUAAGCGUUAAUGAGUUACAUAUCCAUUUCACCUGCUCUGUUUAUUUUUUUUUUUACUCCUCUCCUCCACAUCAGAGCACUUCUGAUCUGUUGUUUCAGAAGAACGUUUUCACUCACAAUCUACAGUACCACAAACGCAUGAUGAAGCCAGAUUUGGUUUAUUAGUGUAUUGAAAUGUGAUGUUUCGCACCACAACAACACCAACUGACAAUGUACUUUAAUCAUAUUGCUUAUAUAAAACACAGUACUAUUAAUGUUUAUUGAAUGUUGGGGGGGGCUCCAGUCUGCCCUAUAUUUAUGAUCUUUUGUUAUGUUGUUUGUAUAUCGAUGUAAGAGAAUAUUAUUUGUCAGAAUUUAAGGUUCUUUUUAUUAUUUAUGGAGAGCUUACUGUAUCAGAAACCAAAUGUACCAUCAAUAAUCUCAAAUGUCAGUUAAGCCGUGGCGACUGCAGUUACAGCUUGUUUAUCAGAGCCAACAGUAUAAACAAAAUAGUUUUAAAACAGUUUGAUCAACUCUCUGCUCAUUUUGCGGUUGUUUCGGUUCAUUUUUUUAUCUGGGAUUUUUUUUAGUUUUUUGAGUUUAAAGGGGUUCUUGAACAUUUAUUUAUUUUGUGAUUCCUGAUGAACUGAUCACCCAAAGUAUCGCGAUUUCAAAAGAUCUCAAUAGGAAAACUUGCAGAAAUCAAAGCAGAACAUGCAUUAUGCCAACAUAUUGUCUUGACAUACGAACCACUAAACAUUAGACUCCUAGUGCUGAAGUGUACUACAGGCAUUGACAAAAUGUUUUAUUUUCCUAUGAUAACCUUUUUAGUAGUCGGAUUACAUUUGACAUACAAGCUAUAUCCACAGUUGCUCUGGCUAAAGUCAGCCAAACAAUUUCCGUGUCUUCAUAAUUUCAUAAUUGCAACUACUUGUUUUCAUGUAGUGCUUUUUCCUAAUGUAUUACUUUAUUAUUUUUUUCUUUGCAUUUUAAAUCAGGAUUUGAUGUUAUUCUGUGAUUCUUUAAUAUUGUUUUCUUGAGUAAUGCUAGAACUAUAUUUGUCAUUAGUUUGAAUAAUUUAGCAGGGCACAUGUUAGUGGGAAAGAGUGUACGUUUACUCACUGGAUGCUGAAGGGCAAUGCUGAAGUCUAGUUUUUUUGUUUUGUUUUGUUUUGUUUUUUAAAGGAAGUGCAUAAUUUAGAUUAUUUAUCUUGUCCAUAUCCCAACAUCAGUAGUUAAUUUGUUUUUUUUUUUUGGCUCUGCUUUCUUUGCCUGAUGUGUUCAUCAUGUUUUUACUAUGUUCUUUACGACAUGUAACAGGACAGCACGCCACACCACCUGUAAAUACCACCAUUAGAAAAUAAAGGCUACUAUUUUUCAAACCUGUA